UGCCUUUCGUUUGGUAGUACAAUAAAAAAGCUUCCAAGUACCACUCUAAAGCUUCGUCUGUAAUAAACUGUGAUUUUUUAGUUUUAUUUGAUACUUAUUAAAAAUCGUGUUAAUGACUAUGUAGUGUUCGAAACAAAAUAAUAAAUAAUUUUAUGACAAGUGCGAAAUGUUAAAACAAAUGAGUGCUAAAAUUUCAUAUUCUACAUAGUGACAAGCAGGCAGACAACUAUCGAUGGGAAGGUAUCCACAAAGUUAGGAAAUCAGGGUCAACAUCGAACCGCGCCGGCUAUGACUUAGGCCAUGCGAUAAAAAUGGAAGUUGUUAACUCGGGCGAAGGUCGGUACGAACAAACUGAAAACUUACAAGGAAGCCAUGCGGAGAGUGACGCCUCUAGCAGCGUUUUCGAAAGCAACGACAGCGAUCAAUAUAGUGAAGACUUAGAUAAGUUUUCCGAUGACGGCGAUCUCAGGGAAGACCUACAAAAAACAAUUCCAGAAUGUUACAAAUCAGACUCAAACUUUUCAUCACAAGCAUCAAGCGACAUCACAAACGACGAAGAAUUUCAAGCGACCGCACUCUGUCAGUUUAUGGACAUAUUGAACGAUUUAGACGAAGUUUUAGAUAAGUCUUUAUUGGCGUGUUUGGACGAUGGCACGAAGAGCUUCGACAGCGAUGAGGAAGAUCUCAUUUGCAAGAUUAAGGAAUGUAUUGGUGAAGGUUACGAGCAAUCGGAUCAGUCCGAGGCACAUAGUUCCAUGGAUGACAAUACUCAAGUAGUAACGUGCACAAACAUUCAGCCCUCCGCACCCUCUUUAGAGGAUCUAGAUAUGUCACAGAGUACAUCCGAGAGACCGCAGGUCACGACUCUUGGACGGUCGAAAAGUUUUUCAGAUCUAUCUGAAAACGACCGGCAAGCAAUGGUGACGUUGGAGAGAGCUAGCACAACGCAUGAUAAUUUACGGAACUCAAUGAGGCGAUUGGAUCCUAUCGUUCUCCCAGCGAUCACGGCGCAACAGUCCUGUGAGCCACUCACUUUACCAGUCAUAUUAUUCUUGGAGCAUAACGUGAAUAUGCGUCCAACGAGUGCGCCUAUUCAGUUACAAGUGACUGCUGCCAAUCUUAGUACGGAUGGGACGUCCGGGCCAUUGAUCGUAGGACGUAGAGCAUUGUUGAUGAAUCGCACGCUGUCCCUUCCCUCCCCCGGGGACAGCGAUAUCACCCCAGCGGAGUGGGCGAGCCAGAACACAGCCCGAAGCACUGCCAGGAGUUCGAGCACGGCGAGCUCCUCUAACGAAUCACUUAACAUCGCCCCUGUUAAUCAAGUAGCCGCCAGCACUAUUGAUGAGAGAAACGAUGAGACUGAGGAACCUCCUUUUGGAGUGUGGCCACACCGUAUGAGCGCUAUGUUAGCGUGUCUCAGCUGCACUGUGGGGAUAUUUAAUAUUUCAAGAUUUGCCAUAUUCAGUGUCGAUUUUGGAGCGAGCUUCAUAAUACAGUUUUUUAUAUUAUCGUUUUUGAUUGGAAUACCGCUGUUCACUCUGCAUCUAUGUUUGGGCCAUGUAUUGGAAGCAGGCCCCGUGGACAUGUGGCGAAUAUCGCCUAUCUUCCAAGGCGUCGGAGUGUCCUUGCUCCUCACGCAAGCCGUGAUCGGCAUGUACAGCAUAAUAGGCCUCUCCUGGAUAUUCGUGUACUUCAGAGAUGCAUUUAUAACAUCCAAUGACAGGUACAAAUGGACCCUACCGCACGAAUUCAGUUUCGAAGCAGAUGGCGUCGGUAAAAACAGCACUCACAAGAUCCAGGAGACGAUACCGCAGUACUUCCACGGGGAAGUGUUGCAGAGGAGCAUGGGGACGAACGCAUACUUUGGGACAAUAAAGUUCCAAGUGGCGUUCAACUUGGCCGUGGUGUGGAUGAUAGUGUUCGUGGCUCUUAGCAAGGGGCUGAGAUCGUACGGCAAGGCGGUAUACAUGCUGAUAUUUCUGCCGAUAUGCGGAACGCUCGUGCUGUGUACCAAAUUGCUGACACUCAUACCGUAUGACACUGUUACGAAUAUAUUUUCUGAGACUGAAUGGAGCGAGUUUUUCAUUAAUAGUAACAGUUGGGCGGCGGCCGCUCAGGAAACAUUCCUGACAUGGGGCCUCCUUGGAGCGUGUAUAAUGCAGCUAACUUCACACAAGAACGCCCAGAGCAAGACCAACGUCAUGUUGCAGAAAGAGAGUGCUUGUAUCGUAGCGUUUACCUUCGCAGUGCUUUUACUGGCCUCCUUCCUGGCCAAUACUUGCGUACAGAUACUGAAGAACUAUGGUUACGCGUAUAUACCGGGAAGUUUCGAAACAGUGAAAUUAUCCCAAUUCCUGUGGCCGCUGUCGGAGCCGUUGCCGAGCGGCGCGACGCCGGCGCGGUACAUGGGGCACUACGGCAGCCUGGUGGGCGUGACGGUGUGGCGCGGGGCCGGGGGCGCGGGCGCGGGCGCGGCGGCGCGUGCGCAGAGCGGGUGGCAGCCGCUGCAGCUCGCCACGCAGCUCGUGCCCGCUACACUCGCCGUGCUGCCCGCUAACGUCCUGUCUCCAGCAUGGGCGGUGAUAUUCUACUUCAUCCUGAUAAUGUUCGGGAUCGCGCAACAGCUGGCGAUAUGGCACUGCGUCAUCACAGGCAUCAUGGCGUUCAACGCGAAGGCGCUGCGCGUGUGGGAGACCACUAUCACCUUCCUUAGCUGCGUGUUUGGAUUGGCUAUGGGACUUCUCUUGAGUACUGAUGCCGGCAUCCGCAUCGUGCACCUGGUGGACUACGCGUGGGUGGGCGCGUGGUGGCAGGCGGCGGUGCAGGUGUCGCUGGCGGCGGGCGUGUUCGUGGUGCGCGGGCGGCCGUACGCGGCGGACGCGGUGGUGACGGCGCUGUACCGGCCGCGCGCGCGCACGUCGGCCGCGCUGGCCGCGCUGCUCAGCUUCACCUGGACCGUCGUGCUGCCCGUGCUGCUGUGUGCUAUAUGUGUUAUGGAUUUCCGAGUGGGGCAGCAACGGCAACUUUACACGUGGAGGAAACCUGUUGGAUACUGGCCAAUAUGGUGCCGACAAGUGGCAGUGCUCAUGCAACAGACUGCUCUGUUAAUUUUACCGAUCGUAGCUUUCAUACAGACGUGGAGAUACAUGAACAAAGGACCGCCUGACAUUCUAGAGCGCAUCCAGCACCUGUACCGCCCGCGCAUGGGCACGGCGAGCGAGUCGGCGCCGCCGCGGCCGCGCCCCCCCGCGCCCGCGCCCGCGCCGCCGCCCGACCCGCCGCCCAAGUACACGCCGCCGCCCUCCUACUCCACCGCCACCGGCGCGCGUCUGCUCAACACGCUGCGCAGGAGCUUCCGGACACUUAGACGGAUUACGUCCGCGCGUACCGAGCCGUCGGCCACCGACGACACAUCACAAAUCCCCAUCACGCUGAGCGAAACUGUGGACCGCGACGCCGCCGCGCAGCCGCCAGACUACAGCGGCGUGUUCACGCCCACGCUCACGCUCACCGACGAGACCGACCGGCCCCGGCCCAUCUCCUCCACCUCCAGGACCUCGCUCUCACUCACCCGCGAUUACCUCCGAAGGUCUUUCGUGCGCAAGAGCGACUCCGCCAAGAGCAUCCGCUCCAGUCUGCGCAGGAGUUUCAAAUACGGUGGCGCGUUGACCACCAGUCAUGAACAUUUGGUGCGCGAUGCAGAGCCCAUCUCGAACACGGUGGCCAUGUCCGCCAUGUUGGACACGGACAACGAGCCGCACACGCGCAGCCUUGCCUCUGUGAUAUGAUUUUUAUAGCAUCACGAAUUUGUUUGUAUCGCCGUACAUUUGGUGCGUUGGCGAUGAAGUUUUUUACGUCUGCACGGUUGAGAUGUACGAGUAUGUAGCGUUAAACGAAAUCCCUCAAGGUAGCUAUUUGUUUUGACUGUAAUUUGAACUCUGUUACUAGUUUCGUGUUAGAUUUUUAUGUUAAAAUUAUAUUUUACUUACUAAUGCUAGUUUGUAAUAAGAUUAUUAAAUUGAAGUAAUAUUUUUGUAGAUGAAUCUCAGUUAGUUACUCCACUAUUUUUAUCACGUAUUGUUAUCGUAAUUCCUCAUUUUGAAUGUGAGCACAAUGUAUGAGCCAUCAAGUUAGUUUUACAAUGAUAUUAGACUUAAUUAGGCUAGGGUUACCCUUACACAGUAUACUUAAAAGAAAUGAUAAUAACUCAGAGCUUAGAAAAUGUGAAGGCGUCGGUAACAAUAAGUUUUUAUUGAAUUAUUGUGAAAAAUUCAGACUAGAAAUGUGUUCUCGUUAUAAUAAGUUAAUGUAUGUUAUUCCUAAAAACGGAGGCUUGAAGAUCGGAGUUUUCUCGUAUUUUAUUCAAAGUUAAGCAGUCAGUAAUACAGAAUGAAUCAUUCCAUUCACUUUUGUGGAUGCCAAAUGUCGAUACUUCGUAAAUAGUAUAACCCAAGGGUGGCUAUUAUACAGUACAGUGUAUAAGUGAUGUAAUUAAAUUUGUACCAGUUAACAAGAGUAAUGCGACACGAUCUGUUCAGUUCAAUAUGGAUGUCAAGUACAAUGAAUUUAGAUCAGUAAGCAAGUCGGUUGUUCAAUUUAGAUUUAAGAGAAACAUUUUAAUUUUAUCGGCAGCUUCUGUUAGUUCCUUUCGAGCAUUUAUUGAUUGUGUUCUUCAAAAUUUUUAGUUCUAGUCACGUCACAUGCUUCCAUCUAUGAAUUAUUUUUGGAGAAACGAAACAUCACAUUUUAAUUUACGUGUCAUUUUGUAAUAUAAUUAUUUUUUCAUAUUUUUAUAGCACUUGUACUUUUUUUUCUUUUUAUUAUUUAAUAUUUUUUCUUUUUACAUUCCACUUUGUUGCGAUUAUCAAAGUUAGAUAAUAAAACAUUUUUACUCUAUA
Messenger RNA from Manduca sexta (tobacco hornworm), 4898 nucleotides. RefSeq lists its product as uncharacterized. The record is from RefSeq and is a predicted model, not a curated record. Gene Ontology annotation, biological process: sodium ion transmembrane transport. NCBI's taxonomy places the organism in Eukaryota, Metazoa, Arthropoda, Insecta, Lepidoptera, Sphingidae. The transcript is spliced from 14 exons. Bases 312 to 3788 code for a protein of 1158 amino acids. Gene Ontology annotation, cellular component: membrane.